Molecule: messenger RNA, 2943 nt
Organism: Pieris rapae (cabbage white)
Lineage: Eukaryota; Metazoa; Arthropoda; Insecta; Lepidoptera; Pieridae
Product: putative fatty acyl-CoA reductase CG5065
Exons: 13
Coding region: 76-1551 (491 amino acids)
Biological process (GO): long-chain fatty-acyl-CoA metabolic process
Cellular component (GO): peroxisome
Molecular function (GO): alcohol-forming very long-chain fatty acyl-CoA reductase (NADP+) activity
Source: RefSeq, a predicted model, not a curated record
ACGAUUGCCGGUGGCAUCUCACUUCUGUUUACAAACUUCAGUGAUAACCAUCUAGCAAGUGUGUUUGAGUAACAGAUGGCGACCGUCACUGACUUUUACUAUGACAAGAGCAUCUUUAUUACUGGAGGGACUGGUUUCAUCGGGAAAGUGCUUGUGGAAAAACUGCUCAGAUGCUGCGACGUCAGGCGGAUAUAUUUGCUCAUGAGGCCACGCGGCGGCCAGGGCAUGAAGCUAAGGAUGAGGCAGUACAUCAGUUCCAGAGCAUUCGACAAUAUUCGUGCGGACCCACACAUCUUUACGAAGCUUCAGAUGAUGCGUGGUGAUUUGCUGUCAGAAAAUCUGGGCCUAUCCGCUCAAGAUAAGCAGAUAUUGCUGGACGACUGUCAGAUUAUCUUCCACUGCGCUGCGCAAGUCAAGUUUGACGCAAAUAUUCGUGAUGCUGUGAACAUGAAUGUGACAGGAGUCCAAAGGAUGCUAGAACUGGCUGCUACACUGAAUCGUUUAGAGGUGUUUGUACAUCUGUCGACCACAUACUGUCGCCCAGAUCUGCCUGUAUUGGAAGAAGUGCUGUACCCAGCCAAACAUCAGCCGUGUGACGUGAUACGUGCCACGCAGUGGAUGGAUCUUGAUACUUUGAAUCUUAUGGAAAAGAAAUUGAUAGCACCACAACCAAACACCUAUAGCUAUACAAAGUCUCUGGCGGAAGAACUCGUCUCGCAGUAUGCAGGCAAAUUCCCCAUUGCCAUUGCACGGCCAUCUAUUGUAACAGCGUCAUUAAAGGAACCUCAUCCUGGAUGGGUUGAUAACAUGAAUGGACCAACCGGUAUCUUCGUUGGAGCUGGGAAAGGAGUCGUUCGUUCGAUGCUCUGUGAUCCCAAGCAGCAAGUAGAUGCCAUGCCAGUAGAUUUAGUAGUCAACGGGUGCAUUCUACUCGCUUAUAACACAGCAUUACAAAGACCCAAGGAAAUUGUUGUCUUCAACCUCGCCCGGUCUGACAAAAAUCCCAUCACCUGGGGUGAAGCUGUUGAUCUAGCUCGCUCAAACGUCGCAGAAUAUCCAUUUACCACGCCGCUAUGGUACCCCGGGGGUUCGCCGAAGACGAACAAAUUUCAUCAUUACAUCGCGGUCCUCUUCACUCAUUUGCUGCCAGCCUAUCUCGUUGACUUCUAUCUCGUUUUAGCCGGCCAUAAACCAUUCCUAGUUGCGAUACACAAACGAGUGAACUACGGCCUUCGAAUCCUUCAAUACUACACUGUCCAGUCCUGGAGAUUCACAAAUGAACGCUAUCUGUCCCUAAGCGAUACAAUAUCCAAGGAGGAAAAUGAAGUCUUUUAUACUGAUCCCGAGGCUAUCGACUGGAACAGCUACGUACGCAAUUAUAUCAAAGGUGCGAGGGAGUUCUGUUGUGGAGAAGACCCGGCAACAUUACCACAGGCCAGACAAUUGCACCAAAGGUUAUUCUACAUGGACCUACUUCUGAAAAUAUUUCUAACAUGUUCUUUAUUAUACUUUGUAAGUUACGUUAGUUUGAAAGUAUCCAGUAUUUUUUAAUUUUAAACAUACAUUAAAACCUAUUUGAAAAUUCUUUAUAUGGAAUAUUCACGCCCAUAUAUGCGAGUGUUAUUAAUAGCCCCAAUGAUACGGUUUCUUCUGUUUCGUAUCUCAAGUCAUGAUCUCAACUUCAGCUGACAAGCAAUAUUUCCGCUAAUUGUUCCAAAUUUAACUUUCCGUAGUAAAUUUUAAGUUGAAAGUCACCUUUAAGCUACUGUAAACGACUUCACACGAAAACUAAAAGAGUUGGGUUAGCUAAGUUCAAUCACCCAAACCAGACAUUAACUUAGGUAGCUAAAUCACUGUUCUUUAUUUUGGAGACUAGCUCUGUUUAUAAUUGUACUCUGCGGACCUGAAAUUAUUUAGUAGAAUUAUAAUUGCAGGUUUUUGUUGCAAAUAGAAUACUUUUGGUUAGGCAUGGUAUCAGGGGAUAGAUAUUGGUGGAUAAAACUGUAGGACAGAACCCAAUUUUUUUUGAAAAUAUUCCUAGUCAUUACGGAUAACGUAGAGUUCUAACAAUUAAAAAAAAUUAAAACAGUCAAUUUCAUGCAAACAAAAAGACCAAUUAUUCCUCCUAUUAAAUCUAAUUCGACCCAAAAGGCACAGAAUUUUUUAUGAUUUUCGACAUAUUAAAUGAUGCUUAGAGAUUGUGACGUCACGAUAACUAUGUCUAUGUGUCCAGUAGGAUAUUAGAAAGAAUGACUUUAUGAGCAUAAAUCGCUCACGGAAAUAAGAUCAGUGAAAAAAAUACAUACAACAAUAAUAUAAAUGUUAUAUAACCUAGCCUAUAAACGGAUAGCUUCCAAAAUACUGUAAUAACGAAUCAUAUAAUUCUCGAUUUCUGGAUCACAUAUUUAUGGUAAUAGCUAUCGUGUUAAGUAAAACACACGAUGUAUUUGUCUGUUAGCGUGUACAAUUAGUUGUAAUGUUAAUUUUAUUUGUUCCUAGAUGUAAGAUUAAAAACCGAUAGCUAUUUUAAAUAUACUUUAUUAUCUACGGGUUCGUAACGUGAUUAAUAUUCGGGAUUAUGUAUUCCGUUUAGGUUUACUGUCUAUCAUUACAUGUUAUAAUCGUUAUUAUACGUAAUUCACAUAUAAACAUUUUAUCUAUUACGUAUUUAUGUACCUUAGGGGCCAUUUAAGUAUUACGUAAGCACUAUAAGCGGAGGGGGUGGGGGGGGGUUUAAUUUAACUUUUUGAGCAAUUAAUUUUUAUACAUAUUACCCACACAUUGUCUAUGCUUGAAAACGUUCAUUUCAGAUUCCUACAUAAAAAUAAUACAUUUAUGUACUGUAUAACGUGCUUACUUUUGCUCACAAGGGCCCCCCCUUUAUGCAGAUUAAAUUUAAUUAAAUCUGCUUACAUAAUACUUGAACGGCCCCUUAGACAUAGU